AUGGCGAGUCGAUUCGUUCUCGUGUUCACACUCAGCGCCCUGCUCCUCCUCUCCUCCCGCCCAGCUCUCUCCAAGGACGCCGUCGUCGAUGACGACGACGAGGAUCUCAGCUUCCUCAAAGAGCCGACCGAGCAACAGGGCCAUAGCCAUGACGCGGCGCUGCACUAUCCAGAUUCGGACGAAUUUGACGGCGAGAGCUACGACGACGCCGACGACUUCUCUGAUUUCGACGAGGGUGAUCAGGAGGCGUACAAGGAACCCGAGGACUUCGUCAUUUUGAAGGGGGCGAACUUCAGCAAGACGAUUAAGAAGAACAGGCAUUACGAUCCGUGCGACAGCGACAGCGAGAGCUCCGGUACCGAUCUUGAUCAUCACCGCCGUAACCGGAGGCGUCGUCAACAACAACCCUUGGAUCUUGAGAAAGGUGACCGGGACGGAGAUGGAGUCGGCGGCGACAGCUCAGAUCCAGAUCCUCGAUAUACCCUAAGUGACCGGAGACAUCAAGAUCGGCGAGCGAGCGGCCCGGGGUUUCUGGCGGAUGGCUUGGGUUUCUGGCGGAGGCUUGUUCAUAAAGCGCCUGGAGGAUGCAUCAACGCCCGGGACGCAACUCGCGUCGGCGGUGUCAUUGCCGACAAUAAUGAAUGCAUCGAAAGGGAGAGGAGAAAGGGGCAAACCGAAAGGGAGUCUGAUAGCCAAUUUUAUGAUUUCAAAAUAUCUGAUGUAAGGAAUGAGAAUGUGAGAGAGCAGAGGGCUGCAAGGAAGACAACUCAGAGGAGGGAGGGGAGAACUGAAACGGAGUCUGAUAGGCAGUCUCAGGAUGAAGAAAUAUCUGAUGUCAUUCAUGAGAGAGAGCAGAGGGCUGCAAGGAAGACAAUUCAGAGGAGGGAGAGGAGAACUGAAGGGGUAUCUGUGAGGGCGCAGCAUCUUGAAGAUGGAAUGGCUCAAAUAAGGAAGGAGCAGAAUGAGAGGAGUAAACAGAGGGCCACAAGGAGGGAAAGGGAUGCAAGGACUAGAAUUGAGAAUCAGCUGGCAUACGAAUCAAGACCAAAAUGGAGGGAUACUCAGAGGGAUUCAGAAAAGAAGGAACUAGGCUUGGUUCACCAGCAAGAAAUGAAUGCAAAGCGCAGGGAGGACCUUUUAAAAGAGAGGCGAGCACUCACACGGGCAGACAUCAGGAUGGAAUUACAGAGGGAGCGCCUGAAAGAUCAGAUAAUAAAAUGGCAUAAGGACUUGGAUGACCUAAUGGAUGAGAGACAGCAGCUCCGGAAACGAAAUGCUUCUCUCAAGAAACUAUGGUGGAUUUCCAUAGUGGUGGACGGAGUAAUUUUAACUUGUUUGGAUUUAUACAUAGAAGACGCAGGUGGCAUACGCUAUUGGACCUCUUUUGUUGUUUACAUGAUACUUUUUUCACUAUGGUGGGGUAUAAUAUCUAAGAGACAACAGAAGCUAGAUGGGCCUCCCGAGGCAAUUGAGUGUGGAGCUGGAUUAAUGAAGGGUCUUUGUGUGAUUGCCCUUAAGAUGGUGUUAAUCAACAGAUUCAAGAAAGAAUCUCUUCUCUAUUAUGUUGUCAAGUGUUUCUUUUAUGUCGGGGCUCGAGGUUUAAUUUAGGGUUUAGGUUUAUACAAGUUCACAGUCAAACAAUUACUCAUCAUAUGAGAUUUCCUGCUCUAGGGUGGCUAGUUCUCUGAUCAUUCCAUGGAACAACAGAAACUCAAAAUUCAGCAGAGAAGGAAAAAAAAAAUACAAAAGAGAUAUAUACAAGUUCACAGUCAAACUGUCAAACAAUUACUCAUCAUCUGAGAUUUCUUGCUCUAGGCUGGCUAGUUCUCUGAGCAGCUUAUCCAUAGUUUGUUCAAUUAGAAGGUCAGCUUAUCCAUAGUUUGUUCAAUUAGAAGGUCCUCCUUAUCCAGUUUCUCAAGAGUCAGCAGUAACAUAGCGUAGGAACUUAAACCUCGAGCCCUGAUAUAAAAGAAACACUUGACAACAUAAUAGAGAAGAGAUUCUUUCUUGAAUCUGUUGAUUAACACCAUCUUGAGGGCAAUCACACAAAAACCCUUCAUUAAUCCAGCUCCACACUCAAUUGCUUGGCGAGGCCCUUCUAGCUUCUGUUGUCUCUUGGAUAUAAUACCCCACCAUAGUGAAAAAAGUAUCAGGUAAGCAACAAAAGAGGUCUAAUAGCGUAUGUCACCUGCGUCUUCCAUGUAUAAAUCCAAGCAAGUUAAAAUUACUCCGUCCACAACUAUAGAAAUCCACCACAGUUUCUUGAAAGAAGCCUUUCGUUUCCGGAGUUGCUGUCUCUCAUCCAUUAGGUCAUCCAAGUCCUUAUGCCAUUUUAUUCUCUGAUCUUUCAGGCGCUCCCUCUGUAAUUCCAUCCUGAUGCUUGCCCGUGUGAGUGCUCGCGUCUCAUUUAAAAGGUCCUCCCUGCGCCUUGCAUUCAUUUCUUGCUGGCGAACCAAGCCUAGUUCCUUCUUUUCUGAAUCCCUCUGAGUAUCCCUCCGUUUUGGUCUUGAUUCGUAUGCCAGCUGAUUCUCAAUUCUAGUCCUUGCAUCCCUUCCCCUCCUUGCGGCCCUCUGUUUACUCCUCUCAUUCUGCUCCUUCCUUAUUUGAGCCAUUCCAUCUUCAAGAUGCUUCCUCACAGAUACCCCUUCGGUUCUCCUCUCCCUCCUCUGAGUUGUCUUCAUUUCUAGUGACUUGCUAAGAUGACUAACAAUUUGGCAGAAUACUUCAACAGUUGGAUUUUGCCCUUGCGUAGUCUUCCAAUUUUUGAUAUUGUUGAUGAGAUUAAAUUGAAGAUUAUGGAUAUGAUUGCUGAUUGGAAGGAAGAUAUAAAGUCAUGGUUCAUUGAGUUGUGCCUAGUCAUGGAAAAGAAGAUAAAAGAGAAUUUGGAGACAUUGGUGAAUGAGCAGGUCUGAUAAGGAUGUGUAUGAAGUUCAUUGCCAAAAAUAUUUUGUCAUGGUUAUUUUGGAGACGAGAUGCACAUCUGUUCGUGUGGGGAAUGGCAAGUUCAUGGCUUUCCAUGUUCGCACGCGCUUGAAGUUACUCAACACCUUGGUGCUUCGACCUAUGACUAUGUGAAUGAGCUGUACAAAGUCGAGAAAUAUAGAAAAACAUACUCUUUUCUGUCCAUCCAGUACCCUUAAUUGCCAAGCCACUGGAUGAUUUUUCUAAUGGUGUUGUGAUUUUGAAGCCCCCUUUGACAGGAAAGCCACCCGGGAGGCCAAGAACUAAUAGGUUCAAGAAGAGGAGCGAAACAACUGGGGUUAUCAAGUGCAGCAAGUGUGGAAAGGCUAUAGGACACAACAAGAACAGUUGUACAACUCAAAUAUAGUUGGAAGUUUGUCAAUUCAUUAAAAGUUGUUUUAACUUUGGCAAUUUUAUGGAUACAAAUUUGCACUGAUUUGAUUUUUGCCCCAUUGGAUAAUUUUGUUGGUUUUAUGAGACACUGUUUAACUUUUAAAAAUCUUGCACCGGUGUUUCAGUCUACAGGGCCUUAACAUGGCCAGUGAUAUUCACAGUGACAUUUUGUGUUUAAUAUUUCUAAGAUGUAUGAAUAGGAAAGCAGGAUUUUAGUUCUU
Molecule: messenger RNA, 3575 nt
Organism: Rosa chinensis
Lineage: Eukaryota; Viridiplantae; Streptophyta; Magnoliopsida; Rosales; Rosaceae
Product: zinc finger CCCH domain-containing protein 13
Exons: 4
Coding region: 1-1608 (535 amino acids)
Source: RefSeq, a predicted model, not a curated record